This is a messenger RNA of Chrysochloris asiatica (Cape golden mole), 1018 nucleotides long. It is a transcript of the gene SFRP5, whose product is annotated as secreted frizzled-related protein 5. NCBI's taxonomy places the organism in Eukaryota, Metazoa, Chordata, Mammalia, Afrosoricida, Chrysochloridae. The coding region runs from base 27 to 971 and encodes 314 amino acids. The record is from RefSeq and is a predicted model, not a curated record. Gene Ontology annotation, molecular function: Wnt-protein binding. The transcript has 3 exons. Gene Ontology annotation, biological process: non-canonical Wnt signaling pathway; canonical Wnt signaling pathway; negative regulation of canonical Wnt signaling pathway.
GGCUCUGCGCAGCAAGCGCCAGGGCCAUGCGGGUGGCGACGGGGGGCGCGCGGGCCGCCGCGCUGGCGCUGCUACUGGGGGCUCUGCACUCGACGCCGGUGCGCGGCCAGGAGUACGAUUACUACGGCUGGCAGGCCGAGCCGCUGCACGGCCGCUCCUACUCCAAGCCGCCGCAGUGCCUCGACAUCCCCGCUGACCUGCCGCUCUGCCACACGGUGGGCUACAAGCGCAUGCGGCUGCCCAACCUGCUGGAGCACGAGAGCCUGGCCGAGGUGAAGCAGCAGGCGAGUAGCUGGCUGCCGCUGUUGGCCAAGCGCUGCCACUCGGACACGCAGGUCUUCCUUUGCUCGCUUUUCGCGCCCGUCUGUCUCGACCGACCCAUUUACCCGUGCCGCUCGCUUUGCGAGGCCGUGCGCGCCGGCUGCGCGCCGCUCAUGGAGGCCUAUGGCUUCCCCUGGCCCGAGAUGCUGCACUGCCACAAGUUCCCCUUGGACAACGACCUCUGCAUCGCUGUGCAGUACGGACACCUGCCUGCCACUGCGCCUCCAGUGACCAAGAUCUGUGCCCAGUGUGAGAUGGAACACAGCGCUGAUGGUCUCAUGGAUCAGAUGUGCUCCAGCGACUUUGUGGUCAAAAUGCGCAUCAAGGAGAUCAAGAUGGAGAAUGGAGACAGGAAGCUGAUCGGAUCCCAAAAGAAGAAGAAGCUGCUCAAGUCGGGGCCCCUGAAGCGCAAGGACUCCAAGCGGCUGGUGCUGCACAUGAAGAAUGGUGCAGGCUGCCCCUGCCCGCAGCUGGACAGCCUGGCAGGCAGCUUCCUAGUCAUGGGCCGAAAGGUGGACGGACAGCUGCUGCUCAUGGCUGUGUACCGCUGGGACAAGAAGAACAAGGAGAUGAAGUUCGCGGUCAAAUUCAUGUUCUCCUACCCCUGCUCUCUCUACUACCCCUUCUUCUAUGGGGCAGACCCUCACUGAAGGGUGCUCCUUCUUGCCCACCCCCCUUACAGCCAGAUGUGCCUUGC